AUGGCCCCGACAGAAACCGCAGUCGAGAAAUCCAUAGCGGACCACCUCACCGAAUGGGGCUCCUCAUCCCUCCCCCCCUCCCUGCUCGCAACCCUCAUCACCGCCCUCCACGCCCGCCCCCUCCAGCCCCUGCCCCUCACGCUCUUCACCCCAACCCUCCUCUUCAGCUCCUACCUCAACCUCUCGGGCUACCCCACCGCCAGCGCGGGCCUCGCCGCCGCCUGGUCCGGCCUGUACGCGCUGCUGGCCCUGCGCCGGCGCCAGGGGCUGCGGGCGAAGCUGAGCAUUCGGGGCGUGGUGCGCGGGACGGCGGUUGGGCUGGGCGCGGCGAAUUGCGUGGCGGGCGGGUGGGUGUAUAUGCAUGGGAGCAAGGAUCGGGAUAGGAAGGCGAGGGAGGAGAGGAAUCGGUGGGGACAGUAUGAUGAUAAAUGAAAGGUUGAGUGUGAGGGUGUGAGGGAAAAGGGUUUGAUGAUGAACAGAAAAGGAGAAGAAAGGAGCAUUACAUUGUACCAUUACCAAUAUCGUUGCUGGGCCUAAAAGCAUGCAUACAUGUAUAUUAUCACGACACAGAAUGAAACACAAAUCACAC
Molecule: messenger RNA, 589 nt
Organism: Trichoderma atroviride IMI 206040
Lineage: Eukaryota; Fungi; Ascomycota; Sordariomycetes; Hypocreales; Hypocreaceae
Source: RefSeq, a predicted model, not a curated record